Molecule: messenger RNA, 787 nt
Organism: Neltuma alba
Lineage: Eukaryota; Viridiplantae; Streptophyta; Magnoliopsida; Fabales; Fabaceae
Product: acyl carrier protein 1, chloroplastic-like
Exons: 4
Coding region: 102-533 (143 amino acids)
Biological process (GO): fatty acid biosynthetic process
Molecular function (GO): acyl carrier activity; phosphopantetheine binding
Source: RefSeq, a predicted model, not a curated record
CUCAUUUCUAAAACCUCACGCACAGACGCGCACACGCUUCGUGGCCUCCGCCUUCAUCUUCCUUCCUUUCUCACUUCUCUUUCCCCAGAUCUCUCCCACAAAUGGCCUCCAUAACUGGAACCACCAUCUCCGCGACCUCUCUUUCCAGCUGUUUCAAGCACAGACCGGCCUCUCUUGCUGGGAUCUCUAAGCCAAACUCAGUUUCCCUUUCAGUUAAAGGGAAAACUUUUCCAUCCAUUCAAUUGCAAUCAAGGUCAUCUCGAUUUCAAGUUAAAUGUGCAGCUAAACCGGAGACAGUUGACAAGGUGUGCGAGAUAGUCAAGAAACAAUUGGCACUACCCGAUGGCUCCUCCGUCAAUGGAGAGUCCAAAUUUGCUGCCCUUGGAGCUGAUUCUCUUGACACGGUUGAAAUUGUGAUGGGACUUGAAGAGGAGUUUGGUAUCAGCGUUGAAGAAGAAAGUGCCCAGAAAAUUACCACCGUUCAAGAAGCAGCUGACAUGAUUGAGGAGCUGAUUGCAUCUAAAGCUGCUUAAACUAUCAUAGAGUAGUCUGAAGUUUAUUUUAAACAGGUUCGCCAUAUUGGCUGAAGGGAUUCAGAAGUUACCGAUUUUAUCUUCUUAUUUCAGUAUGAGCACUCUCUUCUAUGACUCUUGGAUCAGUAUUAUUCAUUUGUAGAACUUAAAUGACUUUUGUGAUUUUAAAUUUUCAUGUCAUUUGCGGAAAGUUUACUAUGUAAUUGUGAUUUACGAGAUUUGCCCCUCCCCAACCCCCGAUUUUUAUUUUUUAA